GCGUCGUAGGUAGAAACUGGGAGGGUGCUAAGAGUGUUGUUGGCUAGCAAGUGUAGUUUUAAAUGUGUGUUACAUGGUUUCCUCCUGAUCUGAAGAAUACUGACAGUAGUAAGCCAUUUGAGCCAUAGCAAAAGGAGGUCGUGUACAACAACGCCUGCAGGUGCGAAGAGAGGACUGAUUCGUGGAGGAAGCCGUUUCAGCCAUGGGUUUCCGAAAGAAGAACAAGAGUCCGCCGGUGUUGAGCCACGAGUUUGUUAUCCAGAAUCACGCGGAUAUGGUUUCAUGCGUGGCGAUGAUCAUCCUGCUGGGUCUGAUGUUUGAGGUGACUGCAAAGUUUGCAAUCAUGUUCAUCACAGUUCAGUACAAUGUCACCCAAACACUUGAUGAUCGACCGGAGCCUUUGGUGAUGUAUCAGUAUGGCCCAAAAGACAUCGCUACUGUGUUUUUCUACCUUCUUAUUGCCGUCAUCCUCCAUGCCCUGAUCCAGGAGUAUGUGCUUGACAAAAUCAAUCGGCGGCUGCAUCUGUCCAAGACCAAGCACAGCAAAUUUAAUGAGUCGGGACAGCUUGCUGCCUUCUACCUGUUCUCCUUCGUAUGGGGCUGCAGCAUUCUGACCGCGGAAGAGUUUGUGACCAACCCCACGUUCCUGUGGGAAAGCUAUCCUCACACUCACAUGGCAUUUCAGGUGAAAUUCUUCUACAUCUGUCAGAUUGCCUACUGGUUCCAUGCCCUUCCUGAGCUGUACUUUCAAAAAGUCAGAAAGGAAGACAUCCCAAGACAGUUGUAUUAUAUUUGCCUAUACAUUUUCCACAUCACCGGUGCCUAUGUCUUAAAUCUCCACCGGCUGGGCUUGGUGCUGCUGGUGCCUCACUACCUGGUGGAGCUGCUGUUUCACGCCUCACGCCUCUUCUACUUCAGCGACGAGAACAAACAGAAAGGGUUCACCCUGUGGGCCCUGCUCUUUGUCAUCGCCCGCCUACUCACUCUCACGCUGUCCGUGCUCACCUUUGGCUUCGGCCUGUCGCGCACCGAUAACCAGGGCUUCUCUCUGUCCCAGGGCAACUUCAACGUGCUCACAGUCAGGAUGACGUGUCUGUCAGCCAUCUGCCUGACCCAGGCCUGGAUGAUGUGGAAGUUCAUCAACUUCCAGCUGAAGAAGUGGCGGGAGCAGAGCCAGAUCCAGGCUAGCAAGAAGAAAACCGUCAGCCCAAAGAUGAAGCCCUCCAAGAAGGACUCGUCUAGAGGCGGUUCAGCAAACGGAGUCAUGAAGUCAGAUGACAAGACAUCGCCCAGAGCAAGAAAAUCUAAAGCCUCGUAAAAGUAGAGGCAGAGACUGAUGAAGGGAGAAGGAGGAGUCGACGGAGGAAAAGAUGAUGAUGAUGAUGAUGAUGAAGAAAGGUCAUGUCCGCUCAACGUCCUUACUUUUCUUCACUUAAACGUAAGGUAGUCCUACUGUCCGUCAUGACAAAAAUGCCACUUCGCCACAGAGAAACAACUUACCGUAAUCAUUGUGAGAAGAAUUCUCCAGUGUGGCUCUCCACGCCCAUUUUUCCUUUAAAAAAAAAAAAAAAAGUUUCCUCUUCAGAAUGCACUAUGAGUUUUUAUUUUCUUAUCUUUUCUUUGGCUUAAAAAAAAGGCUCAGUGACAGGUAGCUGGUUUUGGUCAGUGAUCCCCCCCAAAGCCACAGGCCACUGAUAUAUUGUUGCUGGUUUCAAAAUGGUAAACGAACAGGAAGCCUUAAGGGGGACAUGUUACAUAUGUGUUAUUUGGAGUAUCCUGCGUACAUGUUCUGGAUGUGUCUGGGGUGAGGAGUAGGUUGUAGAGGACUGGAUUUGAAGCACCAAUUGCAUCUUUCAGACGUAAACCAUUGUGCUAUGGUUUUGAUUUAGGUUUACCUCUGGGGAGAGUGUAAGAGGUGUCUAUUUCUCACAGCCAGUAGCUGCAGAUCUCUGUCCAGCUCUCUGUUGUUCACCCCAUCUCUCUUCUGUCAAUCUCUCUUUAUUUAUCUCCCUAUCUCUCUUUCUCUCUUGCUCUAGCUAUCUUUAUCUAUCACUCUCUCUCUCUCUCUCUCUCUCUCUCUCUCUCUCCCUCUCCCUCUCCCUCUCCCUCUCCCUCUCCCUCUCUCUCUCUCUCUCUCUCUCUCUCUCUCUCUCUCUCUCUCUCUCUCUCCUCCUCUCCUGGAGGCUACAUUGGAUGAUUGCACUGAAAGCACCAGAGAGUAGAUUUGGAAGUGUGUUAUAGGGGAUGGAAAAAGAAUGGCAGCACUCUGCAGCCCACAGCGGUCACCGGAGCCAAUCAGUGGCCAUCACUGUGCCUCUCACUAGAACUGUAUGGAACAGGAGAUAGACAAAGGCUCUGGAAGGGUCAAGUGGCACUUAUCUUCCUUGUUUUUGUUUUUUUAUUUUGUUUUGAUGUAUGCUUUUUUGUUUUGUUAUUAUUGCUGAUUUUAUCAGUGUAGUGUCCUGCUGCUUUUGCUGUCGAAUUUACAUUAUGCAAGAGAAAAACAAAAAUCGUGCUUUAACUUUUAGCUGAGAAAGGUAACAGGGGAUUCCGUCCUUUUUUUUUCUCUGCCCGUCUGUCAUUUAUUGCCAAUGUCUCUCUGUCUCUGUCUCUUUCUCUGUCUCUCUCUCUCUCUCUCUCUCUCUCUCUCUCUCUCUCUCUCUCUCUCUCUCUCUCUCUCUCUCUCUCUCCAAGCUGAUGAAUCGGGCAGCUCUUCCUCAGAUCAGGCCCCUGGCAUUAGCAGGGUCGAGUCUCAUCUGGAUCUUGGAACCAUGCCCGUCGUUCUAAAACACAUUCAUCAGAGAGAGAGAGAGUUCCUCCUUGCUGUUUCUUUACCGGCUUUCUUUACCGGCUUUACAUUAAGAAUGCCACACAGGCCCAUGUGGAAGUGAAAAGGGUAGAGAUAACGAGAUGACUGUAGUUUACCCAGAACAUCGAAACGGGGCGAAGUCUCAAAUGUUAACAUCUUCUGAAUGUGUGCUGCAGACACUGUUGGGUGUUUAGGUACACAGUACCAAACCCACAGUCUUUUUUGGGGGUAAGCCAUGAAGCCGUGGUAGUCUGAAAUAGGCCAUGUGAUCCACAAAGUCAUCAGAUGUUGUCAACUGCAUGGUCAGUGUGGUGAGAGAGCGUGACGUGAUGCGCAAACCGGGUUACAGUGUUCAGCAAGUCUAGUCAACUUAAAAAGUUCAGUUGGUUUGGAAUGAACAAGAUGCUAUUUAGCAAUAGAGAUGCUCCAUGGCUUCAUUCUCCCAUCAAAGCAACGUCUCUUUCAGUUUCACCGGUCACCCUGCGUGGCCUGUAGUCUACACCUAGUGUGUAUCUCUACACCACAUGCUUUGAAUAACAGCCAGUCUGCAGGUGUUUACCCAGUAGCACAAAUUUGAAAUCUCUGUUUUUCUACAAGAGAGAAUGUGCUGACUUCAGGUGUGUCUUCUGGUUUUCUGCAAGCUAGAUGUACAGUGCAAGUGGCCAUUGCGAUAGUUUGCCUUUGGUUUAUCGCAGGAGAAUUCAAGCAGGCAGAACUGAGGCAAGAAAAAGGAAAUGACCACACUCUACAUCAAAUUUUGUAAAGUGUUGUGUGUUCUGGAGUUUAAUUAGCUUUUUAAAAAUGAUCUUAAUAUGAGUACACAUUGUUUCAAGAUGUAUUUGGGCUUAAGUGUCUGUGACUAUUUUCAUUCAAUCUCCAAAAAGAAGCCUGUCGGGCUUACAGUGCCGCUCCUUUAACCAACUGGGUUUUAUUUCAAGGGUGUGUUGCAUUUCAAACUGGGGAAGGAUAAUGCUUGAGAAGAGAACGCUUUAUUAGAAGUGGUACCUGGAAGUGUAUUGAGGCUUCACGUUUCUGUCGAUUAUGGGUGUUUCAAAUCGAGAUGAACUAGGAGCUUGGCAAAAUGACGGCUCUCAAAUAGACAAUGGCCUGCUGUUUUAAGAGGCUUAUGUGAUGAAGAUAUGCGAGUCUUUAUAGCUUGUUUCUUUUAAUUAUUUUUUCUUGGAAGAAGUGAAUCUUUCUUAUUAGUUUGGAGUGUGUGCUGCUUUCAUUUCACGUGGCCUUUUUGCAGUUAUCAAUAGUGUUUUGUGGAUGUUUUUUGGGUUCCUGUACCUCCUAUCUUUCCGAAACUUUUUUCCUUUUAACUUUUUUUCCCCACUUGUUUUUAGCAUUGGUACGGGCAUUGAGAGGAAAUAUACAGCUACUUCAGAUGAUACAAUCCUUCUUCAAGUGUCCUUAAAAAUAGUUGUGUUCUGUUGUGUUUUGAUGACGAUGCGUUUAUUUUUAAAGAUGUAUAUUGCCUUGUAUGAUGGUGACUCGUGGGGGCACUGACUUUAAGGUUGUUUUUUAUUUUCAUUAUUUGUCCUGGUUAAUUUUGUCUCUUAAAGUGGUGUGUACUUAGUAUGUUUCUGUAUAUUUGUAUUGUAUGAAAUGGUGUGUGCGUGUGCGUGCGCGAGUGUGUCUGUGUGCGUGCAUGUGUGUUUGCAUGUGGAGGCCUGUGCAUGAAGCAUUUGGAUGCGUCUGUAUGACGAAACCCAGAACCAUCAGUUGGGGCAUGGACUGCAAAAGAACUGGAAUGUUCAGCUUUUGUUGUGUGGGAGUUUUCUUUAUUUUAUUAUUAUUUUUUCGUUUCAAGUCUAUUUGAUUUCACAAGAUUUUAAUCAUUUCAUAAAAUAUUGAUGGAGGUAUUGUUGAAGCAUCGUCCUGGCAUCAGACAACACACACACACACACACACACACACACACACACACACACACACUCGUAACAUGAGCAAAACAUACCAUGCAUGCAUAACAUGCAGACACACGCGCACUUGGUCACCCUCUGUCUGAAUGCAACCAUUACUUGCCAAAAGUUGUGAGUGCCGCUGCUCCUUUCCGGUGAUUUUGACAUUGCCAUCGGAUAUCUCGGCGGCCGCUCUAGUCUGGCGCCUGCUCGGCCCGCCCUUGGCACCACCAGCCACGCCAGUCAUCACAUUCAACGAGAAGAGACGGAUCUUAAGUCGUUUCCACAGAGCUUCUUUUUUUAUUUGGUACUCAGGCACUCAAACUCCCAAUGUCCUGUCCUGUGGUUGGUCGAGACGAGUGCAGCCAGGAAAGAGCUGGAUUGAGAAAGAAGGAUGAGAUGUAGGGAUGGAUGGAUGGAUGUCUGCCUUCUGGGGAUAGACAAACAGACGCCAGCUCUUCAGAUACUGGCACCAGAGUCAAUCUCAGUUUAUGUGGCAACUCAAGACUCUUGUCCUUUUUUUCCCAAAUACAGUACAGACAUUUGGAGUGUUGCUGUGCGGUAGAAAGUAAAGCUAUUCUGUUUUCUUUUCGGCCCUGGUGUGUGGAAACCUGUUGAAGAGAGGGCGAGAAUCAUGGCUAAGUCUUAGGAGGAAAGGAGCAGCGAGUGGUACUGUUUGUUUUUUGUUUUACCUUUUUUUUUUUUAAAGAAAAUAAAUCUUAUUGUCUAAUGUUUGAAAUGAAAAAAAAAGAAGAGAAGCGAAAAUAAAUGUAUAGAUGAAUAUAUUGACACACUGUUCUGAAUCCUUUGUCAGAUUUUUUUAAAAGCUAUUUUUAUAGAGUAAAAAAAUAAAAUAAAACGACUGUAGAGAAUUCAAACCUUUAUUUAGCACACAACAAAUAUGUUUGUUUCUGCUGCCUUUAUUUUUAUACCAUGUGUGAAAGCUUGCUACCGAGGAAGUGUGGGUCCAAAAGGCAGAUUUAAAAAAAAGCUUUGAUUUUACAAUGCUGUGAAAGAUGAGACUACACGUGGGAAGCUGUGGAUUGUUAGAAGACUGAUCGUUGGUGUGUUUGACAUGUCAGGUUGGUGUGUAGUUGUAGGUGAGAGAAAAAAAACAUAACCAUAAUGUUUCACUGCCAGGUAGUAAAGCCAAAUGAACUCUCUUACUUAUGUCUGCAUCAAGACUCCUCGUCCCUUUUUCUUUUAUUUGUUGUCAUUUGAAUAAAAGGUGUGUGUUUGUGUGCUUUGUAGUCCUGCAAAGCUGAAGUUGCAUUUUUCGUUUGUGUUGUUUUGUCACUGUACUUUUUCAGAGUGGGUCUUGGGGACACAAGUAAAAGGUUUAAGCAACACUAAGUAAAUACAAUAAAAUAAAGAAAAUUGUUCAAGUAUUUCAUCAACCUGUGACGGUGCAAAAGGCACCUCCCGUGAUGGGCCAUGCUGUAGAAAUUGGUUAUUUUGAAGGAGUGAGCCAUCUCUGUAGUUUCAAUUAGAGAUCAUUUUGCUUCUGACCUUUUAUGCAACUACUUGAUGUUGCUUUAAAAGACAAGUUUUUUACUUUGUGUCCAUUUUGAAAAUGAAUGGUUGUUACUCAUUUUUCUUUUUUGAAUUAGUGUUGUACUUGAUUGGAAAUGUGGUCAUUGAAAGUUCACUAAAGCACUGAAUGAAGUAGAGCAUCUGUGGGGGGUAGAGGAGGAUGGUUUUGACUUCAGUUUUCUGUACGUCCGCUUAACAGAUGAAGCCCUAGCUUGUGUGUGAGCAGGACUGGAAAACAUCACAACAGACUAAAACACCAUUUGAGAGACAUCAUUCAAAGAGUGUAUAUUCAAAAGAAAAAAUGAAGAUGUAAAAGAAUUGCACCAAAGCUUUCACAGGCAUUGCGGCUGGUAUACUGAAAUUUUAACUUAUGUUCUUUUGUGCUUCACGUAUGCACUGUUCUUUUCUAUAUAGAUGCUUGCCUAUAUGUUGAAAUAUAUAGCUUUUAUAUAAAACACACAAAAAACAAAAUCUGUUUGACUGAGAAGUUUAAAAAUGUAUGUAUUUAUGCAAAGCUGUGUGAUUGUUUAUGUUCUGUUUCAUGUUUCUGUUUGAUUAAACAUUUUGUUCAAUCUCUGGA
This is a messenger RNA of Engraulis encrasicolus (European anchovy), 6826 nucleotides long. RefSeq names its product Translocating chain-associated membrane protein 1-like 1-like. NCBI's taxonomy places the organism in Eukaryota, Metazoa, Chordata, Actinopteri, Clupeiformes, Engraulidae. Gene Ontology annotation, cellular component: endoplasmic reticulum membrane. Gene Ontology annotation, biological process: SRP-dependent cotranslational protein targeting to membrane, translocation; protein insertion into ER membrane. The coding region runs from base 203 to 1318 and encodes 371 amino acids. The transcript is spliced from 11 exons. The record is from RefSeq and is a predicted model, not a curated record.